AUGGGUGACAUCGAAAAGUCCUUCGCCUUCCUGCACGAGAACAUCCCACAGUGGUUCACCAAUGUCGCCGAAAUCGAGAAGAAGAUCAUCGCCAUGCAGAGCGAGCUCUCCAAGAUCCCCGUCUCGCGCUCCCUACCCUUCAAGAGGAGGACUGGCUCCGUCGAAUCGAUACGAGACCUCGAUGCUAUACGUGAAGAGCCGGAUGCGCUUGCCGCCGGAGCACACCAGAGCGAGCCGACCGCUCGGAAGCGGAAGGAGCCAUCCUUGCUCUCCGGUCAACAAUCGGGUCCCUCGAAACUGCGCUCGCGGACUAUGAUUGUCGUCAACUACGAUGGCCAAAUACAGACUUCCUUUGAGCACCUUGUGCGUGCCAUCGGCACCGGACGGAACAUGCUCCGUAAAGCCAAGAUGGCUGCCAAGAUGGACGCCAUGGCCGCAAUGGCCGGCUCUUCGGACGACGACGACGACGACGACGACAGCAGCAGCGCCAUUAUGGCCAAAAUCGGAUACCGGCAUCGUGGCCUGUCCUCGAUGCGGGCACGCGGCAUGAUGCGCAUGACCGAGGGCACCUCGAGCACGCCCGUAGAACGCUUUGACACUGCUGACAAGGCUUUGGAAGAAGCACAAGCGCUGUGUGAAAGGGCAGCGCAUCAAUCUCUUCGGGAGGGUGACUGUCGGAAAGAGCUCGAUGGUGUCCGCAGGCACUUCAAUGAGGUUGUAGAGCUCGCCAAGACCGAAGUGGCACGGUACAACGUGCAGAAGCUGGCUGCGAACGAAAAACAGCAGGAGGAAGCCUUGCGUCACGGACCGAAAUCAGAGAAGCAGUCAACGAUAGCCCUGCCCGACAUCGAAAAGGACUUGAUACCUACCGUCACCAGACCCACCAUUCCUACCUACAACAGCUCCAAGGUCAUCGACAUCGAGAUUGACGACGAAGAGGACACCGAUGACGGCAACUUUAUCAUGCCCCCAAUACGAUUGACUUCUCGCGUGUAG
Messenger RNA from Didymosphaeria variabile, 996 nucleotides. RefSeq lists its product as uncharacterized. Lineage: Eukaryota; Fungi; Ascomycota; Dothideomycetes; Pleosporales; Didymosphaeriaceae. The record is from RefSeq and is a predicted model, not a curated record. The transcript has a single exon. Bases 1 to 996 code for a protein of 331 amino acids.